CUUCAAGUCUCUCUCUCAGGUUUUAAAGCCCCUCAGACACCCUCAUCGUCGCCUUCUCGCGGCUUCGAAACCCCCACCCUAAAACCCUAAAGCUCGACCGCUCGAAUCCCUGAAGGAGGAGGAGAAGAAUGGCGAAGCGACUAGUGCCGCUGCUGAACCGCGUGCUGGUGGAGAAGAUCGUCCCUCCUACCAAGACCACCGCCGGCAUCCUGCUUCCCGAGAAAUCCUCCAAGCUGAACUCCGGGAAGGUGGUGGCCGUGGGGCCGGGGGCGAGAGACGCGCACGGGAACGCGAUCCCGGUCUCGGUCAAGGAAGGGGACACGGUGCUCCUGCCGGAGUACGGAGGGACGCAGGUGAAGCUCGGGGAGAAGGAGUACCACCUGUUCAGGGAUGAAGACAUCUUGGGGACACUGCACGAUUGAUCCCGGUCCGUGUACGGUCGUGGUCGAUUGAUUUCAGUCGUAUUGUUGUCGGGAUUUUGUUGGUCGGGCGGAUUUUUCGCUCGAUGUCGAACGACGUUGUCGAGCUCGAAAGUGCGAGUCAAUGAGAUCAAUUUGUAUCCCGUGCGAUUCCUCCUAUGUUUAAUGCUUUGUGCGAUGCUAGAACGUAGAGUUCCAAUUAGUCAAUGAGAUCAAUUUGUAUCC
Syzygium oleosum is the source of this 644-nucleotide messenger RNA. RefSeq names its product 10 kDa chaperonin, mitochondrial-like. The transcript is spliced from 2 exons. Gene Ontology annotation, molecular function: protein folding chaperone; protein-folding chaperone binding; ATP binding. Bases 129 to 422 code for a protein of 97 amino acids. The record is from RefSeq and is a predicted model, not a curated record. Gene Ontology annotation, cellular component: mitochondrial matrix. Lineage: Eukaryota; Viridiplantae; Streptophyta; Magnoliopsida; Myrtales; Myrtaceae.